AUGGCCAUGGAGGCCGACGACGACGACCUGUGGGGCGCGGUCACCACCAGCCCCAGCGCCUCGCCCCCGCCGUCCGCCGCCAUCUCCACCGCGCUCAGCCUCAACACUCGCCUCCAGCUCCUCGCGGCCUCCGGCGUCGGCGGCGGCUCCCCGUUCCACCCCGGCGGCGUCGGCUCGCCGUUCCACCUGGGCGGUGGCUGCUACCGCAAUGUGGCCGCGUCCCCGACCUCCUUCUUCUCCUCCGCCGCGGCCUCCUUCCCCCGCAUCGCGCCCGACGCCGGCCCUGCCCGCCGCGCGCUGGAGCGUGAGAUGUGCUACGGCCACGGCGCGGCCGCCUGGUCCGGCCCCCCCGGCGGCGGCGGCGCCGGCGCCGCCGCGCCCGUGGACCGGCGCAAGAAGCGCAUGAUCAAGAACCGCGAGUCGGCGUCCCGCUCGCGCGCGCGCAAGCAGGCGCACGUCACCCAGAUCGAGUCGGAGGUGCAGCAGCUGCGCGAGGAGAACGAGCAGCUCCGCCUCAAGUACGACCAGCUCAAGGCUUCAGUGGAGGUGUCGGUGCCGGUGAGGAAGACCCUGCAGAGGGUGCUCUCGGCGCCCUUCUGA
Messenger RNA from Triticum turgidum subsp. durum (durum wheat), 600 nucleotides. The record is from the annotation of a GenBank genome assembly. NCBI's taxonomy places the organism in Eukaryota, Viridiplantae, Streptophyta, Magnoliopsida, Poales, Poaceae.